Messenger RNA from Megalopta genalis, 1626 nucleotides. RefSeq lists its product as uncharacterized. NCBI's taxonomy places the organism in Eukaryota, Metazoa, Arthropoda, Insecta, Hymenoptera, Halictidae. Gene Ontology annotation, biological process: Notch signaling pathway; sensory organ development. The record is from RefSeq and is a predicted model, not a curated record.
UGGUUUAAGGCACCAUUCGCUCACUAGCGCUUCGUUCCAAAGCAUCCUCUGAAAAGUCCACGACCGCUACUCGCUUCUCUCCGAGAUUUUCGUCUCCGAGAACAGAACAGCAGCAACGAGCGAAUACACAGCAGACGUUUUUAUUUCCGUGAAUCGAGCAACGACGUUGGCAGACGUGUGUCCCUCGUGGGGUCAGUUGUAUACGAGACUAACACGGUCGUGUGCAACGCUCCUUUAAAACCGGUUCAGUGCGUGUCGAGCGAGAGAGCGAAAAAGAGAAAAAGAGAGAGAGAGAGAUAGAAAGAGAGAGAGAGAGAGGGAGAGAGAGUACACUUGCAUCUCGCCGAAGGACGAGCCCGCGAAUCAAGAUGGCCGCCACCACGAUGAGCCACGUGUUCGAGUACGAGAACGAGCUGAACGACAACCUCUACAACCUGAAGAUGUCCGGCAAGAGCAAGGCGAGCAGCAUGCGGCUCAGGAGAGCCCUGAAGCCGAUCCUGCGGCUGCUGAAGAAGAAGACCAGCAGCGGCAAGCCCGCCAAGCCUGGCAAAGACCAGAAGGCGGUGCCGCAAGCCGAGGUGUUCACCGAGGAGGUCGACAACCAGAACAACGCGAACGAGGCCCUCGAGAGAAGGCUGCUCGCGGACCUGCAGGACGCCGAGGAGGGCGCGGCCAUCACCGUCUGCCUCGACGGACAGAUGACCGUGGUGCCGGUUGUACCUGGUCAGUGCUACGUGCCGGUACACUUCGCGCACACCCACGCCGGCGACUUCUACUGGACAACCUUGAGCAUGGCCGAUAGUGAUCUGUGCUACAAGGAGCGCGCGUUCUCGCAGCACCAGACGCCCGAGAUGCAAGUCGCGUGAGACGCCCACCCCGAACCCGGUUCGGGAACCGACGACGACGCACGUCAUCUUCUACCUCACACGGAGAUAUUCGAGAAACUCGAUCUCCGGAACACUUCCUGGGGACGGCGCGGUGCGGCUAACGCAACGGAAACAAUUCCACGAUGAUUCGACAGGGAAAUGGAACCUCGGAGCUUCCGGGGGGAAGUGGGGCGGGGGCCCCAAGAUCGUCGACCAGAAACCAGUUGACCACGAAGAGAAUGUUCGACCCCGCGGAUACGGGGCAGAUUCUCGUUCCGCCAGACUGCCUUUUAGAUAAGAUUGCUUCGAAACUGUGAUAAAUAGAUUUUAGUUUUUACGAUCGCACACGCCAACUGAUAGUCGACACGCGCGACGCUCAUCGAGAAUGACAUUGUGAAAAGUUUUUCUCGUAUUUUAAAUGCGAACGUCGUUCUAUUUUUUUUUUUUGUUUGUUUACAUUCUGCGGAUCAGUUGGAGCUCUCGACGAUUUUUAAGAUAUUCUAUAUUAUGUCGCCGAUCAUUUUUUUGUCUUAUUUUUCUCUUUUUCUUUUCCUUUUUUUUUCUUUUCUUUUUUUAUUGUCGCGACGCCGCCGAAACGCGCGCGCGCGUCGCUAUUGUGAUACUUGUACCUACCUAGGAUAAUCGUUAGUUAAUGUAUGACAUUGUGAUAUGGGCUUUAAUGCCGUCGGUAUAGGCCGACGCAACUUCCUACUGUCUUCCAAUUUGUUAAGAGAAUAAAUUUACUCACGUAACACACGAA